AUGGGGCUUCCAAUGAGUCAUCUGCUGGUUGCCAUAUGUGUAUGGGUGGCCUUGGGCUGGGGCAGGGGUUCGGAUCCUGACCUGGGCCCUGCUGAGCUGGAGCAGAACCAUUACCUGGCCCAGCUGUUUGGCCUGUAUGGGGAGAAUGGCACACUGUCUGCAGGGGGCCUCGCGAGGCUUCUCCACAGUCUGGGGCUAGGCCGAGUUCAGGGGCUGCGCCUGGGACACCACGGGCCUCCUGCUGGCCGGGCUGCACUCCCAGCUGGAGACAAUGCCACACACAGGCCGCAGGACGUUGAAUUGAAUGUGGAUGUCUGGGCAGAGCUGCCUCUGGGUCCCUCAGGGUGGGGUGACCUUGAGGAGCCAAAGGCCUCCCCACCACCCCAUGGGCCAGCCCCGUCAGGCCUGGACCUCUUUCACAGGCUGCUGCUGCUGGACCAUUCACUGGCUGACCAUCUGAAUGAGGAUUGUCUGAAUGGAUCCCAGCUGCUGGUCAAUUUUGGCCUGAGUCCUGCUGCUCCUCUUACUCCUCGUCAGUUUGCUCUGCUGUGCCCAGCCCUGCUUUAUCAGAUCGACAGCCGUGUCUGCCUCCAAGCCCCAGUUCCAGCCCCUCCAGGGGAUCUACUGUCUGCCCUGGUUCAUAGCACCCUGGCAGUCCUGGUGCUCAGCCUCCCGGCCCCCCUCUCCCUGCUUCUGCUGCGGCUCCUUGGAUCUCGUCUAUUGCGGCCCCUGCUGGGCUUCCUGGGGGCCGUGGCUGUGGGCACACUUUGUGGGGAUGCGCUGCUACACCUGCUGCCACAUGCACAAGGAGGGCACCAUGCCGGACCUAGUGGGCGGCCAGAGGAAGACCUGGGUCCAGGGCUGUCCGUGCUCGGCGGUCUCUUCCUGCUCUUCUUGCUGGAGAACGUGCUAGGGAUUUUGCGGCACCAAGGGCUAAGGCCAAGAUGCUGCAGGCGAAAGAGAAAGGAUCUCAGAACCCCAAACCUGGACCCAGAGGACGGCAGCGGGAUGGCACUUCAGCCCCUACCGGCAGCUCCAGAGCCAGGGACUCUGGGCUGCAGGGAGCAGGCCAGCCAGCCCCCAUCAGCCCCAGCCCCUUCUGGGCACCAAGGCCACAGUCAUGGGCACCAGAGUGGCAGUGACACUGGUAUAACAUGGAUGGUCCUCCUGGGAGACGGUCUGCACAACCUCACGGAUGGGCUGGCCAUAGGUGCCGCCUUCUCUGAUGGCUUCUCCAGUGGCCUCAGCACCACUCUAGCCGUGUUCUGCCACGAGCUGCCCCAUGAACUGGGUGACUUUGCAAUGCUGCUCCGGGCAGGGCUGCCAUUUCGGCGGUUGCUGCUGCUGAGCCUGGUGUCUGGAGCUCUAGGGCUGGCGGGUGCCGCCCUAGGAGUGGGGCUCAGUUUGGGCCCUGUCCCCCUCACUCCCUGGGUGUUUGGGGUCACCGCUGGGGUCUUCCUCUAUGUGGCCCUCGUGGACAUGCUACCAGCCCUGCUGCGUCCUCCUGAGCCCCUCCCUACACUUGAGGUGCUACUGCAGGGGCUGGGGCUGCUCCUGGGGGGCAGCCUCAUGCUCACCAUAGCCCUACUGGAGGAGCAGCUACGGCCCCUGGUCUCUGAUGGCUGA
Messenger RNA from Pteronotus mesoamericanus, 1626 nucleotides. RefSeq names its product solute carrier family 39 member 5 (gene SLC39A5). Lineage: Eukaryota; Metazoa; Chordata; Mammalia; Chiroptera; Mormoopidae. The record is from RefSeq and is a predicted model, not a curated record. Gene Ontology annotation, cellular component: plasma membrane. Gene Ontology annotation, biological process: intracellular monoatomic cation homeostasis; zinc ion import across plasma membrane. The transcript is spliced from 10 exons. Gene Ontology annotation, molecular function: zinc ion transmembrane transporter activity; monoatomic cation:bicarbonate symporter activity. Bases 1 to 1626 code for a protein of 541 amino acids.